Molecule: messenger RNA, 1961 nt
Organism: Rhopalosiphum maidis (corn leaf aphid)
Lineage: Eukaryota; Metazoa; Arthropoda; Insecta; Hemiptera; Aphididae
Exons: 3
Coding region: 180-1865 (561 amino acids)
Source: RefSeq, a predicted model, not a curated record
UACUUUACAUAUUUGGUUGAACUGCACAUGAGUGUAUGACCUGUUUCUAGUGUCCCGCUCGAAAAAAUCCAUUUUGCCGCGGCAUCACGAUAAACAACCAACAGAACAACAGACGAGGGUCCAGAUUCAAUUUCGUGGUGCACAUUUAGCUACAGCAUUGAAGAAAUUCAUUUUCCAAUAUGUCUCAUACUGAAAAUUCCAACAGUCGACAUCAUGUAAACAAUAAUAUUGAAUCAAAUCCAUCUAGACCAAUUCAAUCCACACAAGAUAGACAAAAUAAACUUUCAGCAACCAAUGCUCUCGGUAUUACUGACGAAACUGCCUAUCCAACUCCUUCCUGUACACAAAGCAACGAUACCAUAUCUAGUGCACAAACAAAUUCAACUAUACCUAAUAUACAUGGAUUUGACUUUGGUGGAUCUAGUUCACAGAGCAAUGUAACUAUACCUGGUAUGCAGAACAUUAACUUUAGACCUAGUUCACAGAGCAAUGACAUUGGUUCUAGAGCUUAUAUGUCACACUAUGUACGUAGAACAUUAACUGGAUUAACGGCUGAAUCGUGGGCCCAAUAUAGGGCUAGAUAUCCCACACCUAAUCAUCUACAAAAAGUACACCCUAACGUAAUAGAAUACACUCAAGUACGUCCUCACUGGUAUCGUGUAGUAUCAAUUGAUGUAAAUUCAGCCGAUUCAAAUGAAUCAUACUCCUCACAACCUCAAAAAGUUCAACGUACAGCAAACGGUCGACGUAGUACUGCGGGUGUAACUAAUACUCAAUCGGAUGUGGAAUGGUAUCGUAGAGUGAAUCGUGAUGUUAUUGAGUCACAGAAAAAAGUACCAUCAUCACGAUCCGAAAGGUUGGAACGUAGGAGCGAAAGUCAACAUCUUACACUGCCUCUGUCGUCUAUUCAAGCUCAUUCAAACCAUAAUCAUCCAACAAGUUCAGUGAAUAAUAUUCUUCAAGUUGAUUCACAAAAUGAACCGAUUCCCUUGAAUAAAAGAUCUAAUGAAAGUGUAGGAUACCAAUCUGACAAUGGUAUUCAUAUAAUGAAUCCUCCAGCCUUACAUUGUCCAAUUCAAAACUUAAACAGUGACCAGUUAUCAGCUGUAUCAAUUUCAACAAAUUCUGAACCUAGUAUUAUUCAAGAUACAACUCCUUCUUCAACUGUGACUAAUAAUUCAAACCAUGCACAAGUAUUAAUUGACCUCGAUGAUUUUGAUACUAAUACUGAAGAUCAACCCCUUCCUGUUCCACCAAAUUCCUCUAAUGCAGUCAACCCUAAUCCAGGAAACAAUGUAAUUGGAUUUAUUCCAACUCUAAGUGAUUCACCAGUAAUCAAUGAACCCGAAACACUUGAAGUUGUUAUUCGUUCGAGAGACUAUGCUGAUUAUAACAUUGUUAUCUCAAAUCCUACUAUUAUCCGAAUGCAUAAAAUUUUACAAAGAUCUAUUUUGAGUUCAAACAAUACAAAUUCUCCUGCAAACAAUACAAUUUUGUAUCAACAAGUCAAUAACUAUAUGCGAGUCUUAAGAAACACUAUAUUAUCGACAGAUACCAAUUCUUCAAGUGUUUCAUCAUUAAUGAGUGCAUCAGUUCCUCGGUCGCUCACUAUUGAUCAAUCUUCUUAUCCUCUACUUGAUAAUACAUCUGAAAUGCCACCAAUAACUAUAAUUGACCGUAUACAAAAUGGUUGUGUCAUUAAAGAAUUAACAAACUGUGCAAUAUGCUUGGAAGAAAACAAUGGUAAUGUCUUGCUAGAGCCAUGUAAACAUUACAAUAUGUGUGGAGCUUGUAUGGAAAGACUGACAUCAUGGAUUUGCCCAAUAUGUAGAAGUCAUAUAACAAAUAUAAUAGUUUAUGUUUAAGUAUGAUAUAUACAAUAGAGCGUCGAUUAUCCACACUAAUUAGGACCGAAGGGGGUGCGGAUAAUCAAACAAUUAUUUGAAAUUUUAAAAUAAAUU